CGGACCUCUAUCUUUCUUUCUCCGUAGGAAGGUCUCUGAUCCCUCUGCGUCCUUAAAAACACAACUUCCCCUUUUCGCAAACUUUUCCUUCAAACUAUCAUCCCCAAAAGAAAGAAAGAAAAAAAAAAAAGUUCAUUUACUUUCUCUUUUCCUGCAUUUUUUUUUAUCUGACUAGGAGUCUCUGCAAUCUUUCCCCUCUGUAUCUAAUUUUCUUCCCUUCUGAUCUUUUAUCCACCCUAGAGGAAGCCUACUAAAAAGUUUCCUAUUCACCCUAAACACGCCUAUGCAAAUCAAUAAUCAUAAGGCACUCAUCAUAUAAUCACAACCACUCCUUUUCAGUUCUCCUCAAAGGUAGCUCUCCUUUCAAUGUUCUAACCCAUUUUUGUUUCCUCAUUAAUUCCUAUCAAACUUCUUCACAUUCCCUAGCUCUCUUAUUCCAAUAACUCUUUUUCUUGUCAAGUAUUGACUGACCAAGUGUUUGGUUUUUGACUAACUUAGAUCUCAAUCGUCCUCAUGUUCUCAAGUUUGAACCCUAUAAUGAGAACCGCAACAAAUUUGCCUGAUCUUUCUCUCCAGAUCAGCCCACCAUCUGCCUCAGAUUGUGAAGCCAAAGAAGUAGGAUUUGAUGGAUUGCCAAGAAAUGCACUCUAUAGUGAUGGGAGCUCAGCCACCGACUCCGGUAGCAGUGGCAGCGAUUUAAGCCAUGAAAAUGGCUUCUUUAAUCCAGACAGGAGCACUUAUAAUCUUGGCCCUUGUGAGCCUACGUUGAGUCUAGGAUUCGAAAUGGUUGAUUUAGCUCCUCCUCCCUCACUACAACUACCAAGAAACCUUAAUCAUCAUCAGCAAUAUCAACCUCAAAUCUAUGGCCGUGAGUUCAAGAGGAAUGCAAGAAUGAUUAAUGGAGUGAAAAGAAGCAUUAGAGCUCCCAGAAUGAGAUGGACAACAACUCUACAUGCCCACUUUGUUCAUGCGGUCCAGCUUCUUGGAGGCCAUGAAAGGGCAACUCCAAAAUCUGUCUUAGAGUUGAUGAAUGUGAAGGAUCUAACCCUAGCUCACGUGAAGAGUCACUUGCAGAUGUAUAGAACAGUGAAGAGCACUGACAAAGGAUCAGGUCAAGGGCAGACAGAUACAGGUUUAAACCAAAGGACAGGAGUUGUUGAUGCAAAUGGAGGAUUAUCUUGUGGAAAAACUGAUACCAAACCUUCUUCUCUCAACCCAUUACUAGCAUCACCACAGCCAACACAACAGAAAUGCCAAAGAGGGUCAGUGCCAUCAAUGGAGACAGACGACGAGAGGAGUAUAUCAGACAAUGCAAAUGCUUUGACAUAUUCUCAUUUCAAGGGAAAUGAUACUAAGGUGGACGGACGCAGGGCAGCCCUCCAUGUGUCUGAUCACAAUGUGGUGGAGAGGUUGGAUUCUAACUCCUUGGCACCUUCUGAUAAAUUUCUUAAUCUAGAGUUCACCCUUGGAAGACCAAGUUGGCAAAUGGACUAUGCUGAAUCCUCAAAAGAGUUAACCCUCCUAAAGUGUUGAAAUAUCACUAAGUCCAUUAAUUGAUGUAAUGUUUUUUUGCUUUUCAAUGUGAAGGAAAUAAUUUCUAAUUACCUUGCAUUGGCAAGUUUUGACUACUGAACUUUAGAAAAUUAAGGGCGAAUGGAAAGGUCUAACUCUUAUUUUGCUGGAUCCCCUAGAUUUGAGAGAUCAAUGUGCGUAGCUAAAUCUAGUGUCUACUGAUUUUCCUCUAUUGUAAAAGACUUUUAAUUAUUCAUCCCAAAUUCUGCUGUACUAAUUAUCUCGAUAGGCCAUGGUCUAUAAUAAUGGUCCUUGCCAGAGGGCCAUGGCUCACCCUCUCGAUUGGUCCAGAUUAAUGGA
Pistacia vera is the source of this 1872-nucleotide messenger RNA. RefSeq names its product probable transcription factor KAN4. Gene Ontology annotation, biological process: regulation of DNA-templated transcription; abaxial cell fate specification. The transcript has 6 exons. Gene Ontology annotation, molecular function: transcription cis-regulatory region binding. The coding region runs from base 514 to 1533 and encodes 339 amino acids. Gene Ontology annotation, cellular component: nucleus. The record is from RefSeq and is a predicted model, not a curated record. Lineage: Eukaryota; Viridiplantae; Streptophyta; Magnoliopsida; Sapindales; Anacardiaceae.